AUAGCAACAAAGCUAUUCGUUUGCUGUCAUACAGUGGAUAUUCAGAGCCUCGAUUAAAUCAUCUAGACAAGGGUUUUUGGUCUCAUAAACCGUGAUAAUGAAAUUCAUGUAUAAAGAGGAACACCCAUUUGAGAAGAGGAGAUCUGAGGGGGAAAAGAUCAGAAAGAAAUACCCAGAUAGAGUGCCAGUAAUAGUGGAGAAAGCUCCUAAAGCCAGAAUAGGUGAUUUGGAUAAGAAGAAAUAUCUUGUACCUUCUGAUCUUACAGUGGGACAGUUCUACUUCCUGAUCCGGAAGAGGAUACACCUAAGGGCAGAGGACGCCCUUUUCUUUUUUGUCAACAAUGUCAUUCCUCCCACCUCAGCCACCAUGGGAUUACUUUACCAGGAGCACCAUGAAGAAGACUUCUUCCUGUACAUAGCCUACAGUGAUGAGAGUGUCUAUGGAGAAGACUGCCAAACAGAAGUCUAGCUAACCACCUUUCAGUUCAGCUUCAGCCUGCUUGAGUCCACACCGUCACAAAGAGGCAAACAAAUAAAAGCUAUUUAGUUGGCCACCAGAGAAAUCUUUAAUGCACUUUCAAAUCCUCUUGCCCUUUUACCCUUCAGACUACCAAAUCUAAACAAAGCUAUGUCUCAUCGCUUCAGCUUACACCACACUUGGGAACAGUUUUCUGGGUACGUUUUAGGCUUACUUCUGGGGGGAAAAAGGAUUUUCCAUAGUUUCAUUGUUCAGCAUGUGUUUUAGUCUAGGACUAGGCAGAGAAACAGGACCUUAAAAAUAUACCCUUGUAUUCUAUUGCUAGCAAUUAUAUAUUUUUAACUUUUUUGUAGACAUUUGGUGAUUCACCUUACUGUAGCUGAAUAUAACUCAUUAAGGAUACUUUGUAUGUAUGUGUAAGGAAAUGUAAUGUACAUUUGCUGUAAACACCCAGAGAUAUUGUCUAUAAAUUAGUCUCAACUAUAUCCUUGCUUUUAAUUUAUCUUUGUAACUUGCAUGAAAAAUCUAAACAGUUUUGUUUACAUAUUUGGGAUUAAAAAGCAAUUAAAAGAAGAUUCUCUGUGGGCCAUGCUUUUUAAUCAAUGAAUAGAUUUAAAAUAUUUGCUAUUUGCUUGUUGGUCUAGUUUCUGUGUUUGAAUUACUUUUACUAUACAGCUGUACCUCUGAAAUAUUGCACAUGUAACCACUUAAUAAAUGCACAAAUGU
Esox lucius (northern pike) is the source of this 1204-nucleotide messenger RNA. RefSeq names its product gamma-aminobutyric acid receptor-associated protein. Gene Ontology annotation, molecular function: GABA receptor binding; ubiquitin protein ligase binding. Gene Ontology annotation, cellular component: autophagosome; cytosol; autophagosome membrane. Gene Ontology annotation, biological process: autophagy of mitochondrion; macroautophagy; cellular response to nitrogen starvation. The record is from RefSeq and is marked provisional. Lineage: Eukaryota; Metazoa; Chordata; Actinopteri; Esociformes; Esocidae.